Molecule: messenger RNA, 951 nt
Organism: Venustampulla echinocandica
Lineage: Eukaryota; Fungi; Ascomycota; Leotiomycetes; Helotiales; Pleuroascaceae
Product: putative Guanine nucleotide-binding protein subunit beta-like protein
Exons: 3
Coding region: 1-951 (316 amino acids)
Biological process (GO): rescue of stalled cytosolic ribosome; positive regulation of protein phosphorylation
Cellular component (GO): cytosol; nucleus
Molecular function (GO): translation regulator activity; protein kinase C binding; ribosome binding
Source: RefSeq, a predicted model, not a curated record
AUGACAGAACAACUCAUUCUGAAGGGCACCCUUGAGGGCCACAGCGGCUGGGUCACGUCCCUCGCGACGUCUCUCGAGAACCCAAAUAUGCUCUUGUCGGGCUCCCGCGACAAGACGCUGAUCAUCUGGAACUUGACCCGCGACGAGAGCUCUUACGGCUACCCAAAGCGGUCUCUCCACGGUCACUCUCACAUUGUCUCUGACUGUGUUAUCUCUUCCGACGGUGCCUAUGCCCUCUCUGCCUCCUGGGACAAGACCCUCCGUCUCUGGGAGCUUUCCACCGGUACCACCACCCGCCGGUUUGUUGGCCACACCAACGAUGUCCUCUCCGUCUCUUUCUCCGCCGACAACAGACAAAUUGUUUCCGGAUCCCGAGACCGAACAAUCAAGCUCUGGAACACCCUCGGUGACUGCAAGUUCACCAUCAGCGAGAAGGGACAUGCCGACUGGGUCUCGUGCGUUCGAUUCAGCCCAAAUCCUCAGAACCCAGUGAUUGUCAGCUCAGGCUGGGACAAGCUCGUCAAGGUCUGGGAACUCUCCUCCUGCAGACUGCAGACCGAUCAUAUUGGCCACACUGGUUACAUCAACACUGUUACGAUCUCUCCCGAUGGAUCUCUGUGCGCUUCCGGUGGUAAGGAUGGAACAACUAUGCUGUGGGACUUGAAUGAGUCAAAGCAUUUGUACUCAUUGAACGCUGGUGACGAGAUCCACGCCCUUGUCUUCUCGCCCAACCGAUACUGGCUCUGCGCCGCUACCUCUAGCAGCAUCAUCAUUUUCGACUUGGAGAAGAAGAGCAAGGUGGAUGAGUUGAAGCCAGAGUUCCAGGCUGUUGGCAAGAAGAGCAGAGAGCCAGAGUGUGUUAGCUUGGCAUGGAGCGCGGAUGGACAGACCCUGUUCGCUGGUUAUACUGACAACAUCAUUCGGGCUUGGGGUGUUAUGUCGAGAGCAUAG